UAAUGUUUAUUUCCAUAGUUGUGUUUUAUUGUAAAAGUUAAUUCUAAGCAUAGGUAGUGAAAUUAUAAGUAUUGUUGUGAUACUGCAUAUGUUGUUUUAAUCUAUAAUCAAAAUUAUAUCUUAGAUUCACUAGCAUACACAACACGAUAAAAUUGCUCUAACAUUCUAUUCUAAUUAGAUUUAUGUUGGUUUUGAAUAUUUCAGCAGAUGCUGUCUGAACUUCUACAAACAUCAAGAUGGAUCCUGCUUUGUGCCCGCUUGGUACACACGGAGUUAACUGUAGCGGAACAUGUGUCCGUGGGUUCUAUGGUAGAUUUUGUCAAUCAAAAUGUGAAUGUCCCAGUGAUGAAUGCGACAACAAAUAUGGCUGUCUAAAGGAAGAAGACACAGGGAAUGCCGGACCCCAAAACACCAACAGUCAGUGGUCAAAUGUGGCAUACAUUUUAAUAGGAUCCAUCACGACAAUGAGUGUUGUCGGUCUGCUGCUUUACUGGAAAGCGUGGUUUUCUAAAAGAAGCUCUUCAAACCUAGAGAUUGACCAGUUGAACUCCAGACCUUCAGCAAAUCAACAGGAAAAUAUGUAUGAUAGACGUAGAGACGCAUCAGCCAGUGAGACGGACGGUGAAAUAUCAAUGUUACAAGUACAACACAACUAUACUAGUCUGCAAGGUUCCAGGAUCCAACCGGAAAUGACAAGAGGGAAUGAUACCGAUACUAUGCCAUCUUCUACCGAUGCCAUCUCACCUCACGGUACAGAAAUCAGUUGUUACAAUGUCGACGAAGUGGAAUAUGAACAUUUCGAUAGAAGCACAGCAUAUCAUGUGUUGUCUCUUCGUAGACAUUUUCAUGGAUCGCUGUUGAAAUCAGUUGAAUUGUCUUCAAUGAGAGGUCACAGAUCUAAUAACAUAGAAAAUCAAAAUGAUUGUGUUAGUGUGAGUCAUGAUAAGGAUGUAUUGCUGGAGAAAGAGAGACCACUUUCAGAGGAAGAAAUUAUUCGCCAAAGUCUGAUAGAUGAAAGAAUAAAUGAGUAUAUAGAUAGAUCUCAACUAAUGAAAGAAAUGAGCAUGAAAGACGACGCUGAUAAACAUCAAUUGAAGACGACAUCAAGUGAUCUAAAUCUACCUGUAAGAAUAGGUCAUAAUACAGAAGUUUUAUAUCCGCGUGCAUAUAGUAUGGCAGACGGCAUAUGGAGUAUCGGAGAUGCACCGGAAUAUGAAGAUAUUUUGCCAAAUCUGACAAAGGAAGGUGUUGAUGCAGUCUGUUGCUCUAAACAUGGCAACGAUAAGGAUAACAAACGUUCUAAUGAAACAAAGAAUGAAACAGCUGAUGACAGUGUAAAUUCGGAUGCCAGUAUCGAUGGUGAAGAUGAUGAUCCUGUAGUUCAAAACUUUAAAACAUGGGAAGCUAUGAGUCCUCAGAGGGUAGACACUGGUGAAAUACUUCCUCCCGGGCAAUCAGACGAGUACACUCAAAUGAUGAGAAGAAAUACUGAGAAGAAAAGUGAUACUUGUGUUGAAUCCAGUACAUUAUCAGUAGAAAUGUCCAUUACAAAUGAGGAAUCGGGUGACGUGCCGCUUACAUUUUCUAUAAUGCCACUGUCGAUAUGAAACUGGACAUUGUUGCAGACAAUCUAUCGCUUUCAAUGUCUGGAGAAAACAAUGAAAACUCCGACAUUCACAUUGAAUGUAACUAAAUGGACGACUAUUUCUCGUACUCUGUGUUAGAGGAAGGUCAAGAUACAUAAUUUAUAAAUCCAGCUGAUUUUGUGCAAACGAAAGGACAAUAAAAUCACAAUGACGGUGAUGAACUUCUACAUUUAAAAUCUUAUUACUCAGCUAAUUGAGAUCAGUGAAAGGUGAACAUAAUGAAAAAUAAUCAAUCUCAUAACUCCGAUAAAGAAUACAAAACAGAGAGGUGGGCAAACACGGAACCUUGGGCACACCAGAGGUGGAAUCAUGUGCCCUUUUAUUCCACAAAUUUGCAUAUUUUUCGUCAGUUUCAUUAGUUUUGAGUUCCGGCAAUUUUUAUUGACCAUGAGUGACUUAUUUCUGAAAUAGUUUUAUUUUUCUCUCGAAUUUCAGAGGACCUGUUAAACUUCAAUUAAUUGGGAAUAAAAUACAAUGAAGCUGG
This is a messenger RNA of Ostrea edulis (European flat oyster), 2130 nucleotides long. RefSeq lists its product as uncharacterized. The record is from RefSeq and is a predicted model, not a curated record. The coding region runs from base 237 to 1607 and encodes 456 amino acids. The transcript is spliced from 5 exons. Lineage: Eukaryota; Metazoa; Mollusca; Bivalvia; Ostreida; Ostreidae.